CAUUAAAUGGAAUAUUUUUAAAUCGCAGUUGCGGUCACCCUGAUCUACUCCCCAUUUUUACAAAAAGCCAAAUGAAAAUUAAAAUAAAAACUUCGUACCUUUAAUUUAAUGCAAUAAUAUGUGCAAUUUGAAGCAUGCCGAUACAGGCGCCCUCAUGGACAGACUUUCUGAACUGUCCCAUCUGCUGCAAUGAGUUUGCAGCCAGUCAGCGUGUACCGAUCAGCCUGGGAUGUGGUCACACGAUAUGCAAGCUAUGCCUGACCACGCUCUACAAUCGCCAAUGUCCCUUCGAUCAGACAUUGAUUGUAACGGAGAUCGACAACUUGCCCAUUAACUAUGCACUGCUGCAGCUGGUGGGAAGUGGAAAUGGAGGUGGCAGCGUGGCAGGAGGCAAGGCAGUGGCCAGCAAGGAUUCGGAGCUGGCCGAUCUGGCACCAAGUGUACAGAAACUGCAGCCCGAACAACUCAAAUGCUAUAAGCUGGGCAAGAAAUGCAUCGAAGAUCUGGCACUGCACCUCAAAUCAUUUCUCAAUCUAAACAGCAGCAAUCUGCUGACAAGACCCAUGCAGCGCAAACUCGUCACCCUGGUCAACUGUCAGCUGAUGGAGGAAGAGGGUCGUGUGCGUGCUUUACGAGCUGCUCGCUCGCUAGGCGAACGGACGGUGACCGAACUGAUACUGCAACAUCAGAAUCCCCAGCAGCUCAGCUCCAAUCUGUGGGCAGCGGUGCGUACACGCGGCUGCCAAUUCCUAGGUCCAGCGAUGCAGGAGGAGGUGUUGAAGCUGGUCUUGCUGGCACUGGAAGAAGGUUCGGCGUUGUCGCGCAAGGUGCUGGUUAUGUUUGUGGUGCAACGCCUGGAGCCACACUUUCCACAGGCUUCGAAGACGAGCAUCGGCCAUGUGGUGCAGUUGUUGUAUCGCGCCAGUUGCUUUAAGGUGUCCAAGCGCGAGGCAGACUCCUCGUUGAUGCAGCUGAAGGAAGAGUUUCGCACCUACGAUGCGUUGAGACGGGAACAUGAUGCACAAAUUGUGCAAAUUGCUACCGAAGCGGGAUUACGCAUAGCCCCCGAGCAAUGGUCAUCGCUGUUGUACGGCGACAUUGCGCACAAGUCGCACAUGCAGAGCAUCAUCGACAAGUUGCAGACACCGUCAUCGUUUGCACAGUCGGUGCAGGAGCUGGUCAUAGCUCUGCAACGCACCAGCGAUCCGGCCAAAUUGUCGCAGCUGCACAAUCAUCUGCAGUACUUGGCCAGCAUUGAUCCGUGCGUGGAGACAGCACCCUGGGAGGAUGUGUCCAAGGCGCUGGACGCUGUGCGGCAUGCGGUCAUGGGACUGGUGCACUUCCUGCAGCAUCACGGCGUACGCAAGCCGCAGGACAGCAGUUUGGCUGGCGGCUCAACGAACAGCAACAACACCAAGUACAAGAUCAGUCUGUGUCGCGAUCUCAACGUGCGUCGUGUAUGUCCACGAGGCGCCAGCUGCACAUUCGCCCACUCGCAGGAGGAAGUCGAACGCUAUCGUGCACGCAAUCGCGGCAAACACAUCAAAUCGCCCAUGCCGAUGGCCAUGCCGAAUAUGCCGGUCAACAACAAUGGGAAGAAGUCGUUGCCCAUGGGCAACGAAGUGCAGCAGCAGCAGCAACAACAACAGCAACAGCCGCCACCGCCACAUGCGGGCCCCAUGAUGCCCAUAUCGCCUAUACGCUAUAUGCAAGCAUCCGCACCACCGCCACCGCAUAGGGGCUACUUGGAGCCCUUGCCACCAGCUGUCGCACACAAUCUGUCGCCAAGCGGUGUGCAUGCCCAGCUCAUGCAUCCACAUCACAGUCCCAUUGCUCGACAACAGCAACAACAACAACAGCAGCAGCAGCACACGGCUUUGAAUGGUCUCUUGGUUGCACCACCUGGACGCUAUGAGCCACGCUUCAACUUUGGCCCGGCGCCAACGCAGCCACGAAAUGCAGCACGCGACUACUCUGGCAAUGCGGCAGGUGCUGCUGGCGUGCAACGUAACCCACCGAAUUACAACAGCAACAACAACAACAGCAAUAGCAGUCAACUACAACACAAUCAUGCCAAAAGCUUUUGCAGCAUGCUUCCAACGGAUGUCUAUCAUUCGUCCUUCUUUGGCAACACCAACACCAUCAACAACAACAAUAACGAUGCGCAAGCGAAUAGCAAAGAACAGCCACCCACAAAGCUGGGGCAACAUUUAGCCGCUAGCGGUAAUCCUGGAAAUCCCUGGGAGCAUACGUAUAUGCAACAGCAGCUAGCGACGCUAACGUCGCCGACGUCGUCGUCGUCGUCGUCCAGCAAGAACCCCAAUCGACCGGGCAUGUCGACCAUUUUACCCGCAACAGCUGAUACCUCAUUUUACGAAAAGAAACCGCCGAGUAAUGUUAACAUAGACCUGGAGCUGGUGAAGCCCAUGGGCGAUAGUGGAGCAACCAAUCCAGAUGCGAUGCCGCUGCCGCUGUUCAGGUCCAACCACAACACUAGCAACAACAGUGGCAACAGCAACAACACCAACACCAGCAACAAUAGUAGUAACAACAACAACAGCAACAAUAAUAAUAAUAGCUCUCUCAUAUUCUGGAGUGCACACAAUAAGGAUUCGGCCAACUUUGUGCGCUCCGAUUCGAUACUGGAUGACGAUGCGUCACCCUAUGAAGUUCCCUCUGGCUCAUCGAUGCACAGUCGCUACGGUCCCAUUUGUCCCAAACGCUCGACGAGCAAUUGGAACAAUUGGAUGAUGGAAAACGAUAUGAAAAUCGGCGAUAAUGCCGUCGCCUUCAAUGACAGGCUGAAAACCGAGCACAAUGACAAUGUCAAUCCAAAUGCCAAUAAGAAUACAGCUGGCGUGUUCAUCUGGAAUGAUUUGAACGCGAAUGCGACGAGUCCAUCGAGCAAUUACUGGAGCAACAACACAAGUGAUGCAGAUGCAGCCGGAGUUGCAGCGAGUGCAAGCCAAGGCGAAAGACUGAAACAUCACCUGAUCCUGGAUAGAAAGCCACAGCUGCUGUCCGAGGACAGUUUCGAGGGUGGCAUCGAUAGCGGCAUGAUGAGCGAGUUGGAAAAGAAUCUGGUUGACAUUGUUGAGGUCUGGUCGAAUCCAGAUGACAGCGGCAUUAAGUUGGAUUAAAUUUGCGACAGCAGAGAACCAGAGCCAGGGAACUAACUCAUCGAACUCACAGUUUGAGGAGGAAACAUAAUGCAAUCAUUUUACAGUUGUGUCCACAAUUUGAAGGACACUUUAGAGGUUUGUACACCGCACAGCUUAAAAUUCUAGAAUUUCAAGUAACCUACAAUUAGUAAAAAUAUUUAAAGCUUGAUCGAUAUUGGAUCGUAAAAAGAACUUAAAAAAAAGAAAAACAACAAAAAAAUCGGGUUUGGGAAACUAGAAACUAUUAUAUAAUUGUCUAUAUAAAAUGUUGUCAUCGAUAUAACUUAUCUUAUAUGUUAGUUGUUCUAUUUAAAUUGAUGUUCGGGCCGAACCGAACUAGUCCGUGUUAUAUUUCAAUUUUUUGGGGUUUCUUUCUUAGCUUGAUCUGUUCCGAUUUAUAACAGAUCCACAACUCGUACAUAGUAAAUAUAGAAAUAUAUAUAUAUAUGUAAAAUAUAUAUAUGAAAUGGAUGUCUAAACUAGCCACGACCUUUUAGCACAACAAACAAUAAAAUAAAUAGUUGAUAGUUAUUUCAAAUUGAUAUAUAUAUAUAUAAUAUAAUUAUGUCUAUGCAUAAUUUCAAUAGGUGUUGGGCGAUCUUCAGGAAAACAAAUAUUUAUGAUCACAAACUUUUUCAAUUUGCGUCCGUUCAAACAAAAAAAAGAAGAAAAAAAAAGAUAUGCUAAAAGAGAAUUACGUUCAGGGGUCCCUAGCAAGAUCAACAGCAAGACUAUAGAUCUAUAUAGAUCUUUAGAUCGAUAAGAGAUGUAUUGAAUUGAAUGAUGAUAAUGAUGGAGCAGUCAAUGUCAACCGAUUAAAGACAACUCGACUUGAUAUCUAUUAAGGGUAAAGCUAUGUCUGAAAAUUGUACUAGAAUUGAAAUGCCAAAAUGCUAUUACCAUCUGUAAUUGUAAGACCCCAUAAAACUACAUAAUGCUGAUAAUGUAUGUAGUCUCUCAGUGGGUCGGUUCGUGAUUUUUACUUGCAGCAGCAAAAUGCUGAUCCGAUUGAAAGCUUAAAACAAUAUUUUGUGUGUGUUUAAAAAAUAUUUAUAUACAUAUAUAUAUCUUCUUUUUUUAAUUUGUAUUUUUUUUUUUAAAUUAUUAACUUUUUCAAAUCAAAACACUAUUUUUAUAUAUACACUCAAAAACAAAAACAAGUUGAAAGAUGAUAAACAAAAAAGCGAAAAUAUAAGAAAGAUAACAAAUAUGUAUGUAAUAGGAAGUUUUGGGGUAAAAAGUGUGGCCCGCACCUUGGGGGAAGGGGACCCACAUACGUUUGAUAAUUUAUAUGUGUAUGUGGAUGAAUGUUUAUAUUUCUUAAAGAAAUUUUAAUAACGCUAUUGUGCGAUGUUGUUAACUAUUGUACUAUAUUAUUAAAUUUAUUGAAAAUAAAUUAAAAUCAUGUCCCUUUUCGUUGUACUCGUAUUCGUACUCGUACUCGUUUAGUGUAAAGCGAUGAUGACACGACGACGACGAUCCGAAAGGCUUCUAAACAUGCAUAAAGCCCUACUAUAUAUAGAUACUAUAUGAAAAUUAAAAAAAAAAACAAAACAAAAA
Drosophila sulfurigaster albostrigata is the source of this 4721-nucleotide messenger RNA. RefSeq names its product roquin-1 (gene roq). Bases 135 to 3140 code for a protein of 1001 amino acids. The record is from RefSeq and is a predicted model, not a curated record. The transcript has 4 exons. NCBI's taxonomy places the organism in Eukaryota, Metazoa, Arthropoda, Insecta, Diptera, Drosophilidae. Gene Ontology annotation, molecular function: metal ion binding.